This is a messenger RNA of Cloeon dipterum, 3629 nucleotides long. It is a transcript of the gene rdx, whose product is annotated as BTB/POZ and MATH domain-containing protein rdx. The transcript has 9 exons. NCBI's taxonomy places the organism in Eukaryota, Metazoa, Arthropoda, Insecta, Ephemeroptera, Baetidae. Gene Ontology annotation, molecular function: ubiquitin protein ligase binding. Bases 296 to 1657 code for a protein of 453 amino acids. The record is from RefSeq and is a predicted model, not a curated record. Gene Ontology annotation, biological process: proteasome-mediated ubiquitin-dependent protein catabolic process; regulation of proteolysis. Gene Ontology annotation, cellular component: cytoplasm; nucleus.
UCGGCUGCUGCUCGCUCAGUCGCAUUUAUCUAUCGCUAGCAUUUGCACGCUCCUGCCUGGUGCGAGUGUCCCAAUGCAGAGCCCAGUGAGCGGCCAGUGGAUAAAGUGGUGAUUGCUCCUCCGGCUGUGAUUCCGUAGCAAGGAAGGCUCGCUGUGCCACGCGAGAGUCAGAUAUAGCGAGUUGUUCGGUUCAAGAGAGUGCAGUUUGGUUCGAGUGGGGUGUCCGAUCGCGGAGCCCAGCCAGCCAGCACCCUUAGGACACGUCGCCCGACCCUCAAAAGUGUGGAAAAAUAUUAUGGCCUUGGCUAGGCUGCCUGCGGUGAGCGAGUGCGGCGCGGGCGGCCCUGUACAGAUCCAAGCAGCGCGGCCAAGCAGCAGCGGGGGUGGGCCCGCCCCUGGGGGCGGCAGUUCCCCGCAGCAGGGCGCCCAGCCAAGCGGCAUGGCCGUGUCGCGAGUGCCCAGCCCGCCGCCUCAGGAAGUCAACACCCCUAUGGCCGAGAACUGGUGUUAUACCCAGGUGAAGGUGGUCAAGUUUAGCUACAUGUGGACCAUAAACAAUUUUAGCUUCUGUCGAGAAGAAAUGGGAGAAGUUUUAAAAUCAUCCACAUUCUCGGCGGGUGCCAAUGACAAGCUCAAAUGGUGUUUGCGGGUCAACCCCAAGGGUCUUGAUGAAGAGAGUAAAGACUAUUUGUCUCUCUACCUCCUGUUGGUCUCCUGUAACAAAUCAGAGGUCCGAGCAAAGUUCAAGUUCUCCAUUUUAAACGCGAAACGCGAAGAAACCAAAGCAAUGGGGGGUCGAUGCUCGACCAUAAGCGGCUCCAAGGGUCGCAACCAAAACUACAUCUCCAACGAGAGUCAAAGAGCCUACCGUUUCGUGCAGGGUAAAGACUGGGGCUUCAAAAAGUUCAUUCGAAGAGACUUCCUCCUCGACGAGGCCAAUGGACUCCUGCCAGACGAUAAACUCACCAUUUUCUGUGAAGUGAGCGUCGUGGCGGACAGCGUCAAUAUCUCUGGCCAGUCAAACACCGUUCAGUUCAAAGUUCCCGAGUGUCGGUUGUCGGACGACUUUGGACAGCUCUUCGAAAACCAGAAGUUCAGUGAUGUCACGCUGGCCGUGGCAGGCAGAGAGUUCCAAGCACACAAGGCCAUCCUCGCCGCUCGGAGUCCAGUAUUCGCGGCAAUGUUCGAGCACGAAAUGGAGGAGCGGAAACACAACAGAGUGGAAAUCGCCGACGUAGACCACGAGGUGCUUCGGGAGAUGCUGCGCUUCAUCUACACCGGUCGGGCGACCAACCUGGAAAAAAUGGCAGAUGACCUGCUGGCCGCUGCCGACAAGUACGCGCUAGACCGUCUCAAGGUCAUGUGCGAGGAGGCGCUGUGCACGAACCUAAGCAUAGACAACGUGGCAGACACCCUGAUCCUCGCCGACCUGCACAGUGCAGACCAGCUUAAAGCGCAGGCCAUCGAGUAUAUCAACACAUGUGUGACCCGCUAUGCUGGUGCUGAUUGCAGGCACGCGACCGACGUGAUGGAGACGCAAGGCUGGAAGAGCAUGGUGCAGUCUCACCCGCACCUGAUCGCCGAGGCGUUUCGUUCACUAGCCACCCAGCAGAUACCUCCAAUCGGCCCACCAAGAAAGCGAGUCAAGCUUAGCUGAAAGCACCCGGCGUGCUGAGCCAAAUCAUCCCCCAUCACCACCACUUCAGCAACAUUUCUUAUGUGUUCAAGCCAUGCCACUAAAACGACGUGUCCCACCCAUUUGUAUUAACCCUGAUUUUGUGCAAAAACACACACACAUACACUCACUCACAUACACAUACACACUGCAAGCCAAAAAUGAAGUGUGCGCCCGAGUUGUUGUCCUGUUGUUUUGCGUAAACAUGCUGCCCCGAGCGCCCUCGUCUUCCAAAGAAGCGCGGGCCGUCCGCUGGCGCCCUCGACCUCCUUAUUUCUGUGCGUGUGUGUGUCUGUGCGACCAACUUAAUCAAAAUGGACCUCAGCGAUAAAUGUGUUGAUUGAUUUGCAGAUGCACACACACACGCAUUCAUGAGCAUAAUUUUUGUUGAUUGAUGAACAGAUUGUGCUGAAAGUGACUUCUUGGAAACCCUAUUUUCAGGGCGUUACUCUUUUUUAGUUAGUGAUUGAUUUUUCCAGUUAAUAAUGUCAGUAGUGAGUUACUAUGACGGUAACUAAUUUGUUGUCGAGCGAGCGAAUUUAGUUUUGUUUCGUCUUCACCGAGAAUGAGAUGAUAAUGAUGGUGAUACAAUCUGAAUGGUAGGAAAGCAUUUUCCGAUGUGAAAUAAGCUGUAAAGAAGCGCAAGCUGGUGAUGCCAUUAAAAAUGUGUAAAUUUGCUGCUGUAGGAUGAUGCUGAAGAUGAUGAUAAUUUUUCACGAAGGGUAAAAUUUAAAUAUCCCUAGAUCUCAUACACUGUAAUGAAAACGACAAACUACUGUUAAAAUGCAGAUUUUCUAACUUGUAGUUUCCUCUCGACUCUUUUGCGAAUUCAACAUUACUUUUCCUCGUUUUUCCUUCCUCAGUCUGUUUUGCGAGCACUUUUGUAACAGGCCAAAUUUGUGCAUGAGGGUUGACGAAAUGAGCGAGAAGGCGUUCUCUUCCCGGUCAUUUACGUAUCAACAACAACAGCAGCCCAACCCUUACGACCUCUCCUCAAAUGUGCCAACCUGGACAGUAUUUUUUACUCUUUGCCCUGAUAAUAGUGCGAGCAAACAUGCACCUGGAAUUCGGCGCAUUUCACUCUCUUCAUACUCAUCGACAGAAGUCCCAAAACACGCCGACUCAUUUGAAUUACUUGACAAAUGCUGCAUUUUCCUCUCUGGUUCUGUAUUUAUGUAAAAAGUCGCUUGAUUUUCCCUGGAAUAAUUUUUGCAAAUUAGCAACACACGCGUCUCUCGUUAAACAAUUAUUUUUGUAUUCUCUUUCUUUUGCUACAGCAAAUUUUUUAGAAGACAAUCCUAUACAUCGUUCGAGGCUCAAACCCAAAGCAGAAUUUCCUCCACCCGCGUUGCCGUAGUCCAGUUGUAUACGACCCCCACCACCCCUCAAUUACAAGUGAUUAAAAAAUUGAAUGAAGAUUCACGUCAAACGUGUUGCAAUUCCCUCCUCUUAAGCUAAUUCAAAGAAAACGGUGAACGAUGAUCAAGAAUCACAAAAUCCACACAGAAUCUGUAAAAUGAAAUUUUGCUGUGCUUUUCCUCCGGCGAAGAAAAAUAUUCCGCGCUUCUGGUAUUGUGUUACUUUGCAAAAAUUAUUUUUAGUUGUACAAACAAUACUGCCACGAGCACUUUAAGCACUAAUUACGAAUGGAAAGUAAUAAUACAUAAUUGUCUGUUUCGAUUUUUGUUCCUAAUGCUAAAGUUGAAUGUGAAGAUAUAAUUAAUAAAUUAAAGCAAGAAAUUUCCUUUGUAUGUUGUAGAAUUUUAAAGAUGAUGAUCAUUUCUUUUGAGUAGAAGAAACACAAUUAAUGCAUUGAUAUGAGAAAACUGUAAAUUAUGAGACAUUCAAAAUUCUUUGUUUGUUUCCCUUUCGGCAGCAAAUGAAUGUACAAAUUAAACCUGUAAAAAAUAAUAAAAAAUUGCUCCUGUUUAGGGAGUCGAAAAUAAAAAUAAAA